Messenger RNA from Knipowitschia caucasica, 1233 nucleotides. The record is from the annotation of a GenBank genome assembly. Lineage: Eukaryota; Metazoa; Chordata; Actinopteri; Gobiiformes; Gobiidae.
AUGGCUCAGAGGAAAGCUCGGAGCUGCUGCGGCUGCCUGCGGGCUCCUAUGAAUGAAGACAACGCACGCUUCUGCCUUCUGGCUGCUCUCAUCCUGCUCUACUUACUGUGCGGCGCUGCCAUCUUCUCUGCUCUUGAACACCCCUUUGAGCUUGUGGCUCGCAGACGCUGGAAACAACAGGUGGAUAACUUCACCCAGAGACACCGGGUGAACCUGGGGGCUCUGCACACUCUGCUGAGACAGUACGAAGAUGCCAAUAGAGCGGGCAUCCGAGUGGACACGCUCAGGCCACGCUGGGACUUCUCUGGAGCGCUCUACUUUGUGGGAACUGUGGUCUCCACUAUUGGCUUUGGCAUGACAACACCGACAACCAUUGCUGGUAAAAUCUUCCUGAUCUUUUAUGGUCUGAUCGGCUGUGCUUCCACCAUCCUGUUCUUUAACCUGUUCCUGGAGCGCAUCAUCACCAUGUUGGCCUACAUUAUGCGCUGGUGUCAUGAGCGCCGGCUGCGAUGUGCCGGAGUGGAGACAAGUCGAGAAGAGCUGGAGGAGGAGGACAGUCUGGAGGGCUGGAAGCCCUCUGUGUAUUAUGUGAUGCUGAUCCUUGGGUUGGCUUCAGUUGUGAUCGCCUGCAGUGCUUCCACACUGUACAGCUCAAUGGAGAACUGGAGUUACAUAGACUCGCUUUACUUCUGUUUUGUGGCGUUCAGCACCAUUGGCUUUGGUGACCUGGUGAGCAGUCAGAGGCAGCAGUAUGAGUCUCAAGCCCUGUACAGCUUUGGGAACUGUUCUCUGCAGAUCUGCUCCCACUGUGCCACAAGCUGCUGGAAGUUCUGCUGCCCCUGCCUUUAUAAAAAGUCCCGGCAUCGUACUCGGCUUCCCCAACGUCUGAUCCAAAAACGCUUCAGGUGCAACACUGUGCACCCAGCGUCCUCUCUCCGCCCGCCAGGGAGGCGCCGCUGCAGAGACUCCGUGGACACGGUGUUUGAGAGUGAGGCUGAUGGAGCCAUAGACGCUGCCGUGCAUCUGGGCAGACGUAUGUCUGGAGAGAUGAUCUCCGUCAAUGAGUUCAUGGUGUCCAAUAAAGUGUCUCUGGCCCUGCUUCAGAAGCAGCUGUGUGAAACUGCUCACCAGGGGCCGAGACCAAGCUACGUGCAACAGAACGGCUUCUCCGGGGGAGUAGGAGCUCUGGGCAUCAUGAACAACCGUCUGCAGGAGACCAGUGUGGACAGGUAG